Knipowitschia caucasica is the source of this 225-nucleotide messenger RNA. The record is from the annotation of a GenBank genome assembly. Lineage: Eukaryota; Metazoa; Chordata; Actinopteri; Gobiiformes; Gobiidae.
AUGCUUUUCGACAGCGGGGUCGCUCCUGCAUGUUCCACGCCAACAGCACCAGCGCAGGAGGGGGGAGAGAAGGAGGAGUGCAGCUCUCAAACACACAUCAAACAUGAAAGAGACGGGGAUGCUGUGUGCGGCGGAGAGGAGGCGAUGGAGAAGGAUGAGCAGAUCACUGGUGUGCGUGUUCAGACGGCGCUCACUGACACAGAAAGAUACUCUGACUGGAUGUAA